Molecule: messenger RNA, 1792 nt
Organism: Caenorhabditis elegans
Lineage: Eukaryota; Metazoa; Nematoda; Chromadorea; Rhabditida; Rhabditidae
Gene: F26G5.1
Product: Protein TALPID3
Exons: 5
Coding region: 17-1717 (566 amino acids)
Source: RefSeq, marked reviewed
UUUUCAGUUGCAAACCAUGGACAAAAACUUUGAGGCAGCAAUGCUCUAUAAAAUAUGCUACAUGGCUCAAAGUGUUCAAGCUGGUGUACCGUUGGGGCUUGCCACGAGUGCACACAGAUCGGCUCCAAAUGCUCUUACUGCAACAAAAACCAUUUCUGAGGGAAGAGUUAAAAACCUAUUGCAAGACGGAACUUUGCAAAAUCAGCCGAUUUCUGAGCAACUUGGCGAAACUCGUGCUUCUACACAUUCUGGCUCAAUUCCGUUGGAAACGAAAAAUGUCAAUCCGUCAGCCCGCUCAGUUUCAGGUUGCUCCGGGUCUCGAGUGGAUUUGCCAAGAAAGCCUGCACCUCCUGCAGAUCAUUCAAAUAAGGAACUUCCACUCUUGAAAUCGUCAAAGUCUGAAAUUCGCGAGGGAGGAAAUCAAGCUGCUACCCAACAUAUUCAAGAAUCCCUCUCCAUGCCUCUGCAAUUCAAAGCUCAAACUGCUGCAGAACAGGAAAUUACCGGUUUCCUACUUUUGAAACUGUGGAGACACACUAUUCAUCAAUAUCAAGAGAAUUUUCUCCAAGGAACCAAAAUCCCCACUUCAGUGAUUGAUAAAGCAUUACGAUGCUUAUUUGAAAGAAGGAUUUCACAGAAGUCGGAUCCCACAAAAUCUCUGCAAGAUGUUCCUGAAACCGUUAACCAACCGGAAAUUGCAUUCUUCAAUAGUCUUCCUCAAUCCAUAAUAGAUCACUACGAAACUUGGGCUACAGGAUUGUUCAUGGCGCGCCAAUCGAUCCCACAAAACGAAUGCCAAAUUCGCAUGCAGACCAGUUUUGAACAAAUGCUCACCGAUUUUCAAAGUCCUCUUCAACCGAUGGUUCAUCAAGAACGUGUGCCACAACUUCAACAACUACAGAUCGAAAAGAAGACUCUAAAGGGCUCUCGGGAACAAGGUAUGGAGCAAUCAAAUUCAUUGGCUGUGCAUCCAACAACAGUCCAAGCCGAGUCCCAAACCGUCUCCAAAGAUUCGUGCACACCUGGAUCCCGAGCACUGCAGCAACCAGCUCAAUCGAUUGACAUCGUUGAUAAGGAACUACACAAUUCUCCAGCAAAAAUCCUGAAUCUCUUUGAUGAACUUCCAAAGGACACUCUAUUGAAGAUGCUACAAAUGUUGAACCAGAAAAAGGAACACGAAGAGCUUCACCAGUCCGAGAAGUACAUGUUGGAUUCGAUACUGAAAUCUUUGUCAGUACGAAUCGAUCUUGGGCCAGCUGAGGUCGAAUCUACACCAAGAAAUCACCCAGCCAAGAAGGAUCAAUUGGGUGAACCUAUCCCUUCCCGAUCUUCGGUCCCGACUCCAGGAUAUCUCACCCAAGAGCCACUUCCAUCUUCACUUCCAUUUCAAAUCGAUAAAACCACUUUGCAACAAGAUUCCAACGUUAUCAACCAUUUUGCAGUGACCAAACAUCAGAUGGAGCAAUUGGAUUUGCGUCCCGAAACUGUGCGAUCAAACUCAAAAGAUCAGAAACACCUGGACAGCUCCGACUUUAGUUGGGCUGUAGACCAAGAAAGCUAUGAGACAGACGAUGAAGAUAUUGAGGAAGACUAUGAGCUUGCAAACUUGGACGACAUACCACUUCCACCACUUCCGUUCUACCCACGUGUACGCUCCGCACCAAAGUAUAUUCGAAAAGCUGCUCUGAUUGCUCUUAAAAUGGAAAAUCUUUUGUAAUGUAUUUGUUUAUAUGUGCCAUUGAAUAUUUAUUUUGUAUAUGUUUUAUUAUUUGAAGAAAUCAAGGUUCUGGCA